AUGCUUAAUCAACGAGCGAUACCUCAACCAUUGUCAUGGAAUUUAACAAUCGAUUCUACCACUUUGCUUGUCAAUGGUUCCAUGACAGUCGGAUCGGUGAUGGUUCAAUUGGUCAAUCGUCUCGACGUUUCUCAAGAUUUUUCUGAUUAUGCACUCUGGUGGGCUAAAGCAAAUAUCUGGUUGACAAAUACGAAGUCAACUUUGGAUCAAUAUGGCGUGCAGUCCGAUGCUUUACUUCAUUUUACUAGCAUGCAUAAACUAAUUCGGUUACAAUUACCUGAUCUACGUGUUCUAUCAGUACAAGGAGAUUUUUCCGUAUCAGUUUUUGCUGCUGUUUGUAAACUUUGUAAAGACCUUGGAAUUCGUCAUGCUGAAGAACUUUCUUUGUUGCGUUCGUCUCGAUUGCCUAGUACUAAUGCAUUGCAUGAACGUCGAACAUCACCACGUCGUCGACGAAAUAACAAUGGCACACUCAAUCGACAUAACUCCAUGGGAGAUUCAUUAGCAAAUAACACAUCGACGAUAUCAACUUUAUUUUCUCCAACGACACCAAAACUUCGAUCCACAGAUUCAACUAUACGCCAGCAUCGCUCGAUAUCUAACCUUUCGAAAUCAUUAAACAAUCUGGAUCUGAACACUGACGGAAAUCUCGCUCAGACGCCCAUGACACCAAUCAAGAAUGUCCUUCCACAAUUGACCAAGCCGAACAAUAUUAUUGAAAAAUCAAUACUGAACAAUCUCUGGUACGACUCGUCUAGAUCGUUGAUGGAACAAAAUACACACGAAAAUGAUUUAAUCUUAUUACGUUUUAAAUAUUUUACAUUUUACGACUUGAAUCCCAAAUUAGAUGCUGUCAGAUUAAAUCAAUUGUAUGAACAAGCAAAGUGGUCGAUUCUAAGCGAAGAUAUCGAUUGUACAGAAGAAGAAAUCAUGGCUUUUGCUGCUUUACAACUUCAAAUUCAAAUUCAAUCUUUCCAUUCAUCAUCAACUUCGUCGACAUAUCUUUCUCCGACCGAGGAUGUCGGUCAUGAAUAUGAUAAUGGAAAUGAUUACGAUGUUGAUCGAGCACUUGAACGUCUACAAGAUUCUCUCUUGGGAUCCAAAGCAACGGCAAAUCAAUCGACGAGCUCAUUAAUCCAACAGUUUUCUACAACAGAAGAAUUGUGCGAUUACCUACGUCUGUCGAAACAACGUCGAUUUCCGUUGAAAACGUUCAAACGUUAUUGGUUCGUGAUGCGAGACACUCAAUUAACGUACUACAACAAUGAAUGUCAACAACGUAGUGCCCCGAUUGAGAAAAUUUCCUUAAAAGGUUGUGAAAUCUUUCCGGAUGUGAACAUUUCUUCGAAGAAAUACGUCAUUCGUUUAUUAAUCCCAUCCAUCGACGGAAUGAAUGAAGCAUUAAUUCGUUGUUCCACGGAAGAACAAUAUGCUAAAUGGAUGGCUGCCUUUCGUCUUGCAUCUAAAGGUCGGUCAAUCAAUGAACCAUCGUAUGAAACAGAACGUGAAUCAAUCUUAGCGUUGCUCCAUAUGCAGCGACCAUCGCCCGUGCCAAAUCAGACGAAAAGCAAAUUCGACAUACAACCAGAGAAUUUCGUCUCGAAUAAAUUCGUCAAGAAAUAUAAAACCAAGCAGUUAACGGAACGGAUUCUUGAAGCUCAUGCAACUGUGAGCAAUCUUGAUGGUGUCGAAGCCAAACUACGGUACUUGAAAGUAUGGCAAGCUCUUCCCGAGUUCGGUAUAACCACAUUUGUUGUGAAAUUUAAAGAAUCAAACAAGAAAGAAGAAUUAUUUGGUGUAGCUGCCAAUCGUCUUUUACGCAUGUCCAUGACGGGCGAUAUCGUGAAAACAUGGUGGAUAUCACGCAUGCGUUCAUGGAAUGUCAAUUGGGAGAAUAAAUUAGUGACCAUAGAGUUCGAUGGCGAAACAAUUCAAUUUCUACCAUUAUAUGGUAUCGAUAGUAAAUGCAUUCAUGAAUACAUAGGUGCAUAUAUUUUCUUAUCCAUGCGCGCAACAGCAACAAUGUCUGAUAACAAUGAUCCACUUCGUCAAGAAACUCUUUUUCAACGACUUACAGCUGCUUAUACAAUAUGUGAAAGACUGGAAUACAAUAUUGAAUUGUUCAAUUUACUUACUACAUAA
Molecule: messenger RNA, 2142 nt
Organism: Adineta ricciae
Lineage: Eukaryota; Metazoa; Rotifera; Eurotatoria; Adinetida; Adinetidae
Source: the annotation of a GenBank genome assembly